Messenger RNA from Hippopotamus amphibius kiboko, 2637 nucleotides. It is a transcript of the gene C2, whose product is annotated as complement C2. The transcript is spliced from 18 exons. The coding region runs from base 114 to 2369 and encodes 751 amino acids. The record is from RefSeq and is a predicted model, not a curated record. Gene Ontology annotation, molecular function: serine-type endopeptidase activity. NCBI's taxonomy places the organism in Eukaryota, Metazoa, Chordata, Mammalia, Artiodactyla, Hippopotamidae. Gene Ontology annotation, cellular component: extracellular region. Gene Ontology annotation, biological process: proteolysis; complement activation.
CUUUCACUGGCAGCAGAUGAAGCAGGAGCUGAGCCAGCUCUGGUUUGCGGGAAGUCAGAUGACCUUUUCCCUCUCCCAGCUCUGUGCCUCUCCCGGCCCCUAAGGUAGACACCAUGGACCCACUGAUGGCUGUUCUUUGCCUGCUGCCCCUGUACCCAGGCUUGGUUACGGCUGCUCCCUCCUGCCCUCAGAAAGUGAAUAUCUCUGGGGGCACUUUCACCCUCAGCAACGGCUGGGCCCCUGGGAGUAUCCUCACCUACUCCUGCCCCCUGGGCCACUACCCAUACCCGGUGGCGACAAGGCUGUGCAAGAGCAACGGACAGUGGCAGGUCCCGAGAUCUACCCGGCCGGCAAAGGCGGUCUGCAAACCUGUUCGCUGUCCAGCCCCUGUUACCUUUGAGAAUGGCGUGUAUACUCCACGGCUGGGGUCCCACCCUGUGGGCAGCAACCUGAGCUUUGAGUGUGAGGAUGGCUUCACACUGCGGGGCUCGCAUGUGCGGCAAUGUCGCCCCAAUGGCAUGUGGGAUGGGGAGACGGCUGUGUGUGACAAUGGCGCCAGCCACUGCCCCAACCCGGGCAUUGCCGUGGGUGCAGUGCGGACGGGGUCUCGCUUUGGCCUUGGGGACAAGGUCAGCUACCGCUGCGCCUCAAAUCUGGUGCUGACAGGGUCUGUGGAGCGAGAGUGCCAGGACGACGGGGUCUGGAGUGGGACGGAGCCCAUCUGCCGCCAGCCCUACUCUUAUGACUUUCCUGAGGAUGUGGCUCCUGCCUUGGGCACCUCCUUGUCCUACCUAUUUGGAACCACCAAUCCCACCCAGAAGAAGAAAGAAAAGGUGGGCCGCAAAAUACAAAUCCAGCGCUCUGGUCACCUGAACCUCUACCUGCUCCUGGAUGCCUCUCAGAGUGUGGCAGAAGAGGACUUUCGAAUCUUCAAGGAUAGCGCCUCCCACGUGGUGGACAGGAUCUUCAGCUUUGAGAUCCAGGUUAGUGUUGCUAUCAUCACUUUUGCAUCAAAGCCCAAAGUCAUCAUGUCUGUCACGGACGACAAAUCCAGGGAUGUGACUGAAGUGAUCCACAGUCUGGAUAACAGCAACUAUAAAGACCAUGAAAAUGGAACCGGGACCAAUGUCUACGAGGCACUAAAUGGUGUCUAUGUCAUGAUGAAUAACCAAAUGCAACGGCUCGGUAUGAACACGGCGGCCUGGCAGGAAAUCCGACAUGCCAUCAUCCUUCUAACAGAUGGAAAGUCCAACAUGGGUGGCUCUCCCAAGGUGGCUGUUGACAAAAUCAAAGAGGUCUUGAACAUCAACCAGAAGAGGAAAGACUACCUGGACAUCUACGCCAUUGGCGUGGGCAACCUAAAUGUGGACUGGAGAGAACUGAAUGAGCUGGGGUCCAAGAAGGAUGGUGAGAGGCAUGCCUUCAUUCUGAAGGACGUGAAGGCUCUGAGCCAGGUCUUUGAGCACAUGCUGGAUGUCUCCCAUCUCACGGACACCAUCUGUGGGGUAGGGAACAUGUCUGCCAAUGCCUCUGCCCAGGAGAGGACACCCUGGCAUGUCACUAUUAAGCCCAAGAGCCAGGAGACCUGCCGGGGAGCCCUCAUCUCGGACGAGUGGGUCCUGACAGCCGCUCACUGCUUCCGCAAUGCUGAGGACCACUCCCUGUGGAGGGUCAGUGUGGGGGAUCCCAGCUCCCAGUGGGGCAAAGAAUUCCAAAUUGAGAAGACAGUGAUCUCCUCUGGGUUCAACGUCUUUGCCAAGAAGAAUCAGGGAAUCCCGGAGUUCUAUGGCGAUGACAUCGCUCUGCUAAAGCUGGCCCAGAAAGUGAAGAUGUCCACCCACGCCAGGCCCAUCUGCCUUCCCUGCACGGUGGGGGCCAACCUGGCUCUGCGGAGACUUCCAGGCAGCACCUGCCGAGACCACGAGAUCGAACUUCUGAACAAAUUGAGCAUUCCUGCUCAUUUUGUGGCUUUGAAUGGGAAAAGGCUGGAUGUUAACCUCAAGACAGGGUUGGAGAGGGAAAACUGUAUCAAGGUUGUCUCUCAAGACAAAACCACGUUCCCCAACUUGACAGAUGUCAGAGAGGUGGUGACAGACCAGUUCCUAUGCAGUGGGACCCCGGGGGAUGACAAUCCCUGCAAGGGAGAAUCUGGGGGAGCAGUUUUCCUUGAGCGGAAAUUCAGGUUUUUUCAGGUGGGCCUGGUGAGCUGGGGUCUGUACAACCCCUGUGGCAGCUCUGAUAAGAAUUCCCGCAAAAGCCCGCCCCGUGGCAGGGUCCCACCACCACGAGAUUUCCACAUCAAUCUCUUCCGCCUGCAGCCUUGGCUGAGGCAGCACCUGGAGGGCGUCCUGAACUUUUUGCCCCUCUAGUCGUGGACACCGAGCCCUUUGCUGGACCUGCCAUCUCUCCCGUCUCCUACCUCUGCACGUCCACCCUCAGCCUCCAUGACCCUUUCGCACUCCUUGUUCUGACCACAUUCCUGCCUCCAGGGUCCGGAAGCAGCGGCACAUCCAGGCCGGGGAAUCCCCGGUGCUCCUGCCAGCACCGACCCCACCCUCUGCUCUCCUUGGCUCGCUCUCCGUCCACUUUCACAGGGAAUGACUAUGUUAUGAAAUUAAUAAAAAUCAGUGAUUUCCA